AUGCCUAAGAUCCCUCGUUCCCGCCGCUAUGACAUAUCCACUUCCGCAGGCGAUGCUAGCGAGAGAGUCCUGCGCUCUAGACGGGUUCCAAUUGUCACCACGCCUUAUGCCCCACGUGUGACCAAGGUCCAAGGCGACAAGGCCGACACCAGCCUUGUCAAUUCUAAGGAGGAUUGUUUGCCCUAUGAGGCUGCCCCUCCCCACAUUACAAGCAUGUUCACCAGGCCUUUGAAGUGGCUGGGCAUUACUCCAAGAUCUACAGAGCACAAUAUCGCUCUCCCCGGCACCGACGAGCUCAUCGUCGCAGAGAAGGACCCGUACAGGUGCUGA
Apiotrichum porosum is the source of this 330-nucleotide messenger RNA. RefSeq lists its product as uncharacterized. The transcript has 3 exons. Lineage: Eukaryota; Fungi; Basidiomycota; Tremellomycetes; Trichosporonales; Trichosporonaceae. Bases 1 to 330 code for a protein of 109 amino acids. The record is from RefSeq and is a predicted model, not a curated record.